Mycena indigotica is the source of this 1005-nucleotide messenger RNA. RefSeq names its product Glutamine amidotransferase type-1 domain-containing protein. Gene Ontology annotation, molecular function: protein binding. NCBI's taxonomy places the organism in Eukaryota, Fungi, Basidiomycota, Agaricomycetes, Agaricales, Mycenaceae. The transcript is spliced from 2 exons. The record is from RefSeq and is a predicted model, not a curated record. The coding region runs from base 1 to 1005 and encodes 334 amino acids.
AUGGAGUUCGACCGUACCGAAGUCCAAGUGCCUCUCUCUCUCCCGCUUUCUCCGGGCCCUAUCUCUGCGCUCUCACCGCUGCCCACUCCACUUGCCAAGCGCUCGCUCGAUGUGUGGUUUGAAGAUGGGACGCUCAUUCUUGAGGCAGAGGGCACGUUGUUUAAAGUCUUCCGCGGUAUUCUCGCGGCAAACUCGACGGUGUUCAACGAUAUGCUUGUUGUGGGGAGCUAUGCGGAGGAGGAGACGGUGGACGGGUGUCCUGUUGUGAGGGUGUAUGACGCCGCUGUCGACCUUAUGCAUUUUUUGAAAGCGUUGCACCAUGUCGGAUACUACAAUCCGCCAGAAACGACCUCGUUCACCCUCAUUGCGGCAGUCUUGCGACUCAGCACUAAGUACAAUGUCGAUUUUCUGCGACGACGGGCUUUGGCACACAUCUCCUCGCUUUACCCCACCACGCUGCAAGACUGGGAGCAAAGAAGGGACAACGCUAUCGAGGUCUUCAAUGCCCGACCGUUCGCCGUAUUCCAGCUUGCAAAAGAGACCGGUCACGAAGCGUUGUUGCCUGCGUGCAUGUAUCUAUGUGCCGACACAGUCGACAUCAACGAUAUCCUUGACGGCCUCAAGAGCAUCGACGGGAAACAUAUCGAGCUUGACUGGCUGGACAAACGCGCUUGCAUCCGGGGCCGCCAAAAUCUGCUUCUUGCGCUACGAGCAGAGGUAUUUGGCUUCCUCACUGGCACACUCAAGAUCCCCAACUGCACCAACACCGCGCGCUGCGACAGCGCCAAGCUGCGCUGGCUGCAAAGUCUCGAAGCCAGCUUAGGCAACGGGUGUCCCGGGAUAUUCUCCAUCAAGUUCCCGUGGUCGUCGUUCCGCAAGGCCAUCUGCGAGGUGUGCUAUACGGCCUCUUAUCAAGAUUCGAUGCAUCACCGUCAGACGAUAUGGGACAACCUCCCGUCCUAUUUCGACAUGCCGCCAUGGGAGGAGCUCGUCAAAUCAACUUAG